Glarea lozoyensis ATCC 20868 is the source of this 1452-nucleotide messenger RNA. Its product is annotated as SAM/Pointed. The record is from RefSeq and is a predicted model, not a curated record. Gene Ontology annotation, molecular function: protein binding. The coding region runs from base 1 to 1452 and encodes 483 amino acids. The transcript is spliced from 3 exons. Gene Ontology annotation, biological process: signal transduction. NCBI's taxonomy places the organism in Eukaryota, Fungi, Ascomycota, Leotiomycetes, Helotiales, Helotiaceae.
AUGGCGUUCGAGUCUGGCACCGCAUACCCCGAAAGCGACAUCGAGGCUGACGACGAGUACGAGCGAAGUGAAAAGGGAUACGACGGCGGCCAGUCUCCCACCUCCUCAGACGAUCUCUCCUCGAGCGAGCACACUCCAACGACCUACGGCGCCCACGAUGCCAGUGACAAGCUGCCAGAAGCAAUUAUCAGCGAGUGGACCGCCGACGAGUGCGCUGACUUUGUGGCCAGCCUGAAUUUGCGCCAGUAUGCAGACCAAUUCUUAGAAAAUGAGAUCGUGGGAGAGGCAUUGGUCGCGCUGCAGCAUGAUGAUCUGAAGCAGAUGGGAGUGUCUAGUGUGGGCCAUCGAUUGACCAUUCUGAAGAAUGUCUACGACAUAAAAAUCAAGCAAGACGUGCCGAUAGAAAGCGAUCACUACCGCCCAUUAACCGCCGACGCUGAAGCUCAAUAUGCCACCGCGACCCUCAAAGAUAUAAAGCUUCUUGUGGACCAACUGCGGAUACGCGAUGAGCGAAUGAGCCUUGCAGAGGCCCAGCUGCAGAAGAUCACUAUCGAGUACAACAAAUUGCGAGAAGACUUAUUACCCGUCUUCAAAAUGGCUAAAGAAACGCAGCCGCUUCCUUACCCGAAUCAAAUCAAUAGCGCUGGUUAUCCCUAUGGCGGUUCGGAUACCAUAUCACCACCUGCACCAACACCGUCUUCAAGUCAAUCUGGAGGUGGGUUAUCCCGAAAAUUUUCUACCAAAAAGCUCUUUUUUGACGCGCCAAAAAAUGCAUCUCCAACUUAUGCACAAUCGAGUUACGAGAGAUCUUUGAUGGAGCGCAGUCUGGAUCCUGCUAAUGCUGCUAUGGAAGCUGUGCUAUCGAACCAACGUCUCACUGCUCAGAAUGGUGGCUCUAACCCGGCCAUAUCUCCCGGGUACCCUUCGCCGAAUCAACCCUCGCCCACAUCACCCCCUAUCUUCAACCCCGGCACGCUGGGGCCUGGUUCCUACGAACGACAGACGCCGAGGACGGGUACAUUUAAUGAAGGCUACGGCGGGUCUUCAAAUCGCGACUCGAGAAAACCUGCGCCUGGACGUUCAAAUACACCAGCACCAGACUCUGGUGGAGGAGCGUCGGUCGAGAUAUUCAAGUCCUUUCGCGUCAGUAUGGAAGACCCAUGUUAUAAGGUUUUACCAGCUGCUCUGAAAAAAUAUAACAUCAACGCACCAUGGGAGCAAUACGCGUUAUAUAUUGUUUACGGAGACCAAGAAAGAUGCUUAGGGAUGAACGAGAAACCACUGAUACUGUUUAAGCAACUUGACAAGGAAGGCAAGAAGCCAAUGUUCAUGUUACGGAAGCUGACUUCGAAUGCCGACGGACUUGCGGGCGAUGUACCUGGUAGUGCAGGCCUGGAUCCUCAGCGAGCAUACCAAAACACCGGAUAUGAACCACCUGGAGGCAUUAUUUAA